Astrephomene gubernaculifera is the source of this 992-nucleotide messenger RNA. Lineage: Eukaryota; Viridiplantae; Chlorophyta; Chlorophyceae; Chlamydomonadales; Astrephomenaceae. The record is from the annotation of a GenBank genome assembly.
CCGAGUCCGGCUUGAGGAGAAGAAGCGGGUGAUCAGGAGGGGGCCAGGGAUGGCCGCUCGGAGCAAUGCAUAACUCUCAAAGCUCUUGUGUGUAGCACUACAGCUCUUAACGCGCCUCUUUUGACGCGCCGUGUUUCCUGCCCGCCUGCGCUCCCGCCCCGAUGUAAAGGUGCCGUACGGCAGGUGUCGUACCUCGUAUGUGGUUGUUGACCGUUGGUGCGAGGGGGCCCACGCGGGGGACGUGUGCCGAGACCUGCUGCGGCCCGAGUGGCUUGAGGAGUGCUGGCGCCAGCGGCGGCUGCUGAUGCCCCCUCCGCCCUCCCUCGCCUGGCGCCUCAGCCCCUCCACCCUGGCCGCACACGCAGCCACGCAUGACCCGUACGGCGACCCGUACUACCAGCCACUGGACGAGCGAGAUCUGGCGGCGCUACUAGAACGCCACGUCAGCAUGAACGGUAGACGUCAUGCAGCACCUGCAGCAGCAGUAGCGCUUCCUCACAACCAGGGUGUGGCGGCAGCAGCAGCUGGUCGGCAGAAGGGCAAGGGGCAGGGGCAGCAGCGGCAGCGAGGGCAGCUGCAGGAGAGCGGUCUGGCGGGGGUUCAUCAGCAGCAAGGACAGCGAAAGCAGCAGGAGCAGGAGCAGCAGCAGGAGCAGGAGCAGGAGCGGCUGUUGGACUGGUUGGAGGUGGAGAUGCGGGGUGCGGGUGUGCCGCCGCACCUGCACCCGGGUCCCCCGCAGCGGCUGUUCCGAGGUGCCUGCAUGCUGCUGCUGGACGUCACGUGGGGGCUGGUAGCAGCAGCUGAGGAGGCAGAGGGGGCGGCAGAGGGGGUGGCAACAGGGGCAGCAGCAGCGCCGGCGGCAAUGCCUGGAUCAGCUCCGUCGACCGAUGAGCCCGACGCUUCACCGUUGACGCUGAGGCCGCCACUGCUGCCGUCACCUCCGCCACCUCCCCCGCUGCUGUGCGGUGUUGCCGAGGUGGAGUGUACGGCAG